Lepus europaeus (European hare) is the source of this 8987-nucleotide messenger RNA. RefSeq names its product Ral GTPase activating protein catalytic subunit alpha 1 (gene RALGAPA1). Bases 166 to 7644 code for a protein of 2492 amino acids. Gene Ontology annotation, molecular function: GTPase activator activity. NCBI's taxonomy places the organism in Eukaryota, Metazoa, Chordata, Mammalia, Lagomorpha, Leporidae. Gene Ontology annotation, cellular component: cytoplasm; nucleus. The transcript has 41 exons. The record is from RefSeq and is a predicted model, not a curated record. Gene Ontology annotation, biological process: positive regulation of GTPase activity; regulation of small GTPase mediated signal transduction.
CGCGAGGCGGGUGGAGGUGGCGGCCCUGGCCUCGACCGGGGAGGAGUCGGCAGUGCUGCGGCCCGCGAGGCUGGGGAGUGAAUGAGCCGCUCGGGCUAGUCGCUUCCCCGCCCACUCUCUCCACUUUGUGCGGCGGGAGGCGGCGGCGGCGGCGGCGGCGGCAGGAUGUUCUCCAAGAAGCCGCACGGGGACGUGAAGAAGUCCACCCAGAAGGUGCUGGACACCAAGAAGGACGCGCUGACCCGCCUCAAGCACCUGCGCAUCGUCAUCGAGAAUGCAGAAUCUGUUGAUCUUAAACAAUUUUUUGACCAACAUUUUUCACAUAUAUACUAUGUGUUCUUUGAAAAUUUUGUGACCAUUGAAGCUAGUCUUAAACAGAAAGGUCACAAGUCUCAAAGGGAGGAAUUGGAUGCUAUACUUUUUAUUUUUGAGAAAAUAUUACAACUUCUUCCAGAAAGGAUUCAUCAGCGAUGGCAGUUUCAUAGUAUUGGAUUGAUUUUGAAGAAACUGCUUCAUACAGGAAACUCUUUAAAGAUUAGGCGAGAAGGUGUUCGUCUUUUCCUGCUGUGGUUGCAAGCUCUUCAGAAUAACUGCAGCAAAGAGCAGCUCUGGAUGUUCUCAUGCUUAAUUCCUGGAUUUUUAGCACCGCAGUCGGAACAUGGACCUCGAACUUUAGAUAAUCUCAUUAAUCCUCCACUCAACCUUCAAGAAACUCAAGUCACUAUAGAAGAAAUCACUCCUCUUGUUCCCCCACAAUCUGGAGAUAAAGGACAAGAAGAUCUCACAAGCUAUUUUCUUGAAGCACUUUUAAAAUAUAUAGUAAUUCAGGUGAAAAGUUUAGAAUGGAAGAACAAAGAAAACCAAGAAAGAGGAUUUUCAUUUCUGUUUUCACAUUUUAAAAAAUAUUACUUACCCUACAUUUUCCCAAAUAUCUGUAAGGAGAACAGUUUAUAUCAUCCUGUACUUGAUAUUCCGCAAAUGAGACCAAAGCCACAUUAUGUCAUGAUAAAGAAGGAUGCUGAAACCAAUGAAGCAAUCUAUUGUACAAAGGAACCUUUUAUUAAAGCUCGUGUUAUUGUCAUUCGUUGGCUUGUUUCUUUCUGGCUGGAGCCAAAACCACAUACAGGACCUCAUAUUCCUGGGAUGGAAGGUGAAGUCUUGCCAAAGAAUAUUCAGAGAGCAGCUGCCAGUUUGGUAUCCAGAGAAGAAAACAAAAAUGAUAACGCUGAUAAAACAGACAGAACUGCAGAACCAGAGCAGUCUCAUUCCAAUACAAGCACUCUCACAGAGCGAGAACCCAGCUCAUCCAGCCUCUGUAGUAUUGAUGAAGAGCAUCUCACAGAUAUUGAAAUAGUUCGCCGGGUUUUUUCAUCUAAAAGAAGUAAUGUAAACUUUGUCACAGAGAUAUUUCGUCAGGCAUUUUUAUUACCAAUUUGUGAAGCAGCGGCUAUGAGAAAAGUGGUAAAAGUAUAUCAAGAAUGGAUUCAGCAAGAGGAAAAACCUUUGUUCAUGCAAGAGCCUGAGGAAAUUGUAAUGACUUCUUCAGAUUUACCUUGCAUUGAAAAUGUUACUGAUCAUGAUAUUUCAGUGGAAGAAGAAAAACGAGAAGAGGAAAAUGGGACCAAUAUUGCUGAUCAUGUCCGAAAUUCCAGUUGGGCAAAAAAUGGCUCCUACCCAGAUGCUGUUCAUAAUGCCUCUGAAGAAGCCACAGAAGAAAACAUAAGAGCUGGUACCCAGGCAGUUUUGCAGGUGUUCAUUAUAAACUCAUCAAACAUAUUUCUCCUUGAACCUGCAAAUGAAAUAAAAAAUCUCCUGGAUGAGCACACAGAUAUGUGUAAACGUAUUCUUAACAUUUACCGGUACAUGGUUGUGCAGGUAUCAAUGGACAAAAAAACCUGGGAACAGAUGCUGCUUGUAUUGCUCAGAGUCACGGAAUCUGUACUGAAGAUGCCAUCACAAGCUUUUCUACAGUUCCAGGGGAAAAAAAAUAUGAACUUGGCAGGUCGACUUGCAGGACCACUUUUCCAGACUCUUAUAGUUGCCUGGAUCAAAGCAAAUCUAAACGUGUACAUCUCCCGAGAACUUUGGGAUGACUUAUUAUCGGUAUUGUCAUCACUGACCUAUUGGGAAGAGUUGGCCACUGAGUGGUCGCUGACUAUGGAGACACUAACUAAAGUUUUAGCUAGGAAUCUGUAUAGUUUGGAUCUCAGUGAUUUACCAUUGGAUAAACUGAGUGAACAAAAACAAAAAAAGCACAAGGGGAAAGGAGUUGGACAUGAAUUUCAGAAAGUUUCAGUUGACAAGUCAUUUUCCAGAGGAUGGAGUCGUGAUCAACCUGGCCAAGCCCCAAUGAGACAGAGAAGUGCAACAACCACUGGUUCCCCAGGAACUGAAAAGGCGAGGAGCAUAGUACGGCAGAAGACUGUUGAUAUUGAUGAUGCUCAGAUACUUCCCCGCUCAACUAGAGUCAGACAUUUUUCACAAAGCGAAGACACCGGUAAUGAAGUUUUUGGGGCCUUGAAUGAGGAGCAGCCAUUGCCUCGAAGUAGCAGCACUUCUGACAUCUUGGAACCAUUCACUGUUGAACGAGCCAAAGGUGCAGUGCCUGUCAUUGACAGUUCAUCCCGUCAUGCACCAAGCUUACAGAGUUCCACAGAGGCUUCUUCAAUAACUAGAUCCACUGAAAGCCACAUCACUGAUACUCAUAGUAGAGAGUCUUCUCUGGAAGUUGGUGAUAGCAUAUAUGACCAUCUUUGUCAUUUAAUAGGUCCAGUAGAACUUGCAGAUUCAGCUUUUGAACAAAUCCAGUACAUUGACCUUGAAGGAGAUGACGAUCUUCUUUCCUCUCUGAAAGAAUAUUUUAAGGAAAACCAGGAAAAUCAUAAUAAAAAUGAGAUAGGUAAAGAUGCAGCUUCUCAGGAAGUGAUUAUUGCAGCAAAUCAGGAUGAAAGGUCAUCCUUAGAUAAAUUAGAAUAUACAGAUCAGGAAAUUAAAUCUGAAAAUGUCACAUCUUUUGUUGGGACUCCUGAAAACAUGCAGUUUCAAAAAGAACCAAGCUCAGCUGUCUUCAUGAGUAAUAUUGCAUCUAACCAGUCAGACAGUUUUAUGAAAACACAAACUUCUGAGAAGUCUAAGCAGCUAAACAUUGAUAAGCAGUCGUCGGAGCCUAGUUCAGACAGCCCUUGUGAUAAAGAGAAAAGGAAAUACUUGCAUAGACAAGCAGCUACAGAAUUAGAUGCCUGUGUAGAUACAACACUAGUUGAGAAGCUUAAGGAUGUGCAAAUUAAUGAAAAAAUCACUCUCCCCCAUGUGCAUGCCAAGAAAACUACACUAAAAGCACCUGUUAACCGCAGAAUGCCUCAUGUUUCAAACACUAGCAAGCUUUCUCCAACUAAAAGAAGCUUGUCUGAAACAGUAACUCACAGGGCAAAAAUCAUGAAAAUUGCUACUAAAAAGCGAAAUAGUGUUCAUGUUACUUUUAGACCAUCUACUGAGUCAGUUCAGUUUUACAAUCCUCUGGAAAGCAAAGAGGCUCCAUGGAAGAUGAGACUGCGGAAACUCAGUGGCUUUAGCAGCAGCAGCAGUAGCAGUACCAGCAACAUCCCUGCCAGUUCGAAUGCUGGCUCCGAUCUAGUAAAACCUGGCAUGUACAGGCCUCUAGAUACAAUUAGCACAGCACCAGUAAGUACUAAAACAAUGAAGGAAUCCACAGAGAUUCCCACCACUGUAUUACAGAAAGAAGAAAUGGCAAGUAGUCAGUCAGGUAGUCGUAGUACUCCUAGACCAUCAGCUCAUGAGGCAGGACUACAGCAGGGCUCCCUGGGUGGCGUUUAUAAAACUGUUGUACAUGCUCUUUCGAAGCCGAAGGCAAAUGUUUCCCCACAGAGGCAGAACAGAAUGCCACCAGAGGCUCCACUGAGGGAUCUGUACAGUCAUGUAAUGGGCUAUUUUGGAAGGAAAGCUGCAGUCAAUAAAGAGGACAUGAGCCCCAAACUGCCUCCCCUUAAUAGUGAUAUUGGCAGCAACAGUGCUAAUGUUCCUGAUCUGAUGGAUGAGUUUAUAGCAGAACGACUUCGAAGUGGUACUGCCUCGAUCAUGACAAGAAGAGGAAGUAGUCCCGGCAGCCUCGAAAUCCCCAAAGACCUCCCGGAUGUUCUGAACAAGCAGACCCAGAUGCGCCCCGUUGAUGACCCUGGCGUGCCCUCGGAGUGGACGUCUCCUGCCAGUGCUGGCAGCAGCGACCUCAUCAGCUCCGACAGUCACUCGGAUUCUUUCAGCGCUUUCCAGUACGAUGGCCGCAAAUUUGACAAUUUUGGCUUUGGAGCUGACACUGGGAUUGCAUCCUCUACUGAUGUGGAUUCAGGUUCUGGCCACCUUCAGAGUGCUGAAGAACAAGAAGUGGCUAGCCUAACCACACUUCAUAUAGAUUCUGAAACAAAUAGCCUUAAUCAGCAAGCUUUCUCUGCUGAAGUUGCAACUGUUACUGGUUCAGAAAGUGCAUCCCCAGUCCACUCAGCUCUGGGAUCCAGGUCGCAGACACCUUCUCCUUCCACACUGAAUAUAGACCACAUGGAACAGAAGGAUCUACAGCUUGAUGAGAAGCUCCACCACUCUGUUCUUCAGACACCAGAUGACCUAGAAAUUAGUGAAUUUCCAUCUGAAUGUUGUAGUGUGAUGGCAGGGGGCACACUCACCGGAUGGCAUGCUGACGUUGCUACUGUCAUGUGGCGAAGAAUGCUAGGCAUUUUGGGAGAUGUCAAUGCCAUUAUGGAUCCUGAAAUACAUGCUCAAGUGUUUGAUUACCUCUGUGAACUUUGGCAGAAUCUGGCUAAGAUUAGAGAUAACCUCGGCAUUUCAACCGAUAACCUGACCUCCCCUUCUCCACCAGUUUUGAUUCCUCCACUGAGAAUUCUUACCCCUUGGCUUUUUAAGGCAACUAUGUUGACUGAUAAAUAUAAGCAAGGUAAACUACAUGCUUAUAAGCUUAUUUGUAAUACAAUGAAAAGAAGACAAGAUGUAUCUCCAAAUAGAGAUUUUCUGACACAUUUCUACAAUAUAAUGCAUUGCGGAUUACUUCAUAUCGAUCAGGAUAUUGUCAAUACAAUCAUCAAGCACUGCUCACCUCAAUUUUUUUCACUUGGUUUGCCUGGUGCCACAAUGCUUAUUAUGGAUUUUAUUGUAGCAGCUGGUAGGGUGGCUUCUUCAGCUUUUCUCAAUGCACCAAGAGUGGAAGCACAAGUUCUUCUGGGAUCUUUGGUUUGCUUUCCCAACUUAUAUUGUGAACUGCCUGCUCUCCAUCCCAACAUUCCUGAUAUUGCUGUGUCUCAGUUUACAGAUGUUAAGGAACUUACAGUCAAAACUGUGUUAAGCUCAGCAAGAGAUGAGCCCUCUGGUCCUGCACGAUGUGUAGCUCUUUGCAGUUUAGGUAUUUGGAUUUGUGAAGAACUAGUCCAUGAGUCUCAUCAUCCACAAAUUAAGGAAGCCCUGAAUGUAAUUUGUGUUUCCUUAAAGUUUACUAAUAAAACAGUAGCCCAUGUGGCUUGUAACAUGCUUCAUAUGUUGGUUCAUUAUGUACCUAGACUUCAGAUUUAUCAGCCUGAUUCUCCCUUGAAAAUUAUUCAAAUCCUAAUAGCUACUAUCACGCAUCUGUUGCCAAGUACCGAAGCUUCGUCUUAUGAAAUGGACAAGAGGUUGGUGGUAUCCUUACUUCUGUGCCUCCUGGACUGGAUCAUGGCCUUACCUCUAAAGACACUACUGCAGCCUGUCCACACAGCAGGAACAGAAAAUGAUAAAACAGAAAAAUCUGUCCUCAAUUGCAUUUAUAAGGUUUUACAUGGGUGUGUUUAUGGAGCUCAAUGUUUUAGCAAUCCAAAAUAUUUUCCAAUAAGCCUGUCUGAUUUGGCAUCUGUAGAUUAUGAUCCUUUUAUGCAUUUGGAGAGUCUGAAAGAGCCUGAACCUCUACACUCUCCUGAUUCAGAGCGGUCUUCUAAACUCCAGCCAGUAACAGAAGUGAAAACUCAAAUGCAACAAGGAUUAAUCUCUAUAGCAGCUCGCACUGUUAUUACGCAUCUGGUGAAUCACUUGGGCCAUUAUCCAAUGAGUGGUGGUCCUGCUAUGUUAACAAGUCAGGUGUGUGAAAAUCACGACAAUCAUUACAGUGAAAGUACUGAACUGUCUCCUGAACUUUUUGAGAGUCCAAACAUUCAGUUCUUUGUAUUAAACAAUACAACUUUAGUAUCCUGUAUCCAGAUCAGAUCAGAAGAGAGUAUGCCUGGAGGGGGUUUAUCUGCUGGCCUCGCAUCGGCCAACUCAAAUGUCAGAAUCAUAGUACGUGAUCUCUCUGGAAAAUAUUCGUGGGAUUCUGCUAUACUGUAUGGCCCACCUCCUGUAAGUGGCUUGUCAGAACCUACAUCUUUUGUACUUUCAUUGUCUCACCAAGAGAAGCCUGAAGAGCCUCCUGCAUCUAAUGAAUGCUUAGAAGACGUAACAGUAAAAGAUGAACUUUCUGUCCAGUUUAAACGAUUUAGAGAAACUGUCCCAACUUGGGAUACAAUAAGAGAUGAAGAAGAUGUUCUUGAUGAGCUUUUGCAGUAUUUAGGUGUUACUAGUCCUGAAUGCUUACAGAGAACUGGAAUCUCACUUAAUAUUCCUGCUCCACAACCUGUAUGCAUUUCUGAAAAACAGGAAAAUGAUGUAAUUAAUGCCAUCCUUAAGCAACAUACAGAGGAAAAAGAAUUUGUUGAGAAGCACUUUAAUGAUUUAAACAUGAAAGCCAUGGAACAAGAUGAACCAAUACCUCAAAAACCUCAGUCAGCAUUUUAUUACUGCCGAUUGCUUCUUAGUAUACUGGGAAUGAAUUCCUGGGACAAACGGAGGAGCUUUCAUCUCCUGAAGAAAAAUGAAAAGCUACUUAGAGAACUUAGAAACCUGGAUUCAAGGCAGUGCAGAGAGACACACAAAAUUGCAGUAUUUUAUGUUGCUGAAGGACAAGAAGACAAACACUCCAUUCUUACCAAUACAGGAGGAAGUCAAGCAUAUGAAGAUUUUGUAGCUGGUCUUGGUUGGGAGGUAAAUCUAACAAACCAUUGUGGUUUUAUGGGAGGACUACAAAAAAACAAAAGCACUGGAUUGACCACUCCGUAUUUUGCUACCUCUACAGUAGAAGUAAUAUUUCAUGUAUCAACAAGAAUGCCUUCUGAUUCUGAUGACUCUUUAACCAAAAAAUUGAGACAUUUAGGAAAUGAUGAAGUACAUAUUGUUUGGUCAGAGCAUACUAGAGACUACAGACGAGGGAUUAUUCCUACAGAAUUUGGCGAUGUCCUUAUUGUAAUAUAUCCAAUGAAAAAUCACAUGUUCAGUAUCCAGAUCAUGAAAAAACCAGAGGUUCCCUUCUUUGGUCCACUUUUUGAUGGUGCUAUUGUGAAUGGAAAGGUUCUACCCAUUAUGGUUCGAGCAACAGCUAUAAAUGCAAGCCGCGCUCUGAAAUCGCUGAUUCCGUUGUAUCAAAACUUCUAUGAGGAGCGGGCGCGAUACCUGCAGACAAUUGUCCAGCACCAUUUAGAACCAACAACAUUUGAAGAUUUUGCAGCACAGGUUUUUUCUCCAGCUCCCUACCAUCACUUACCAUCUGAUACUGAUCAUUAAAUAUCAGUUCUGUUUAUCUGAAGGCUCCUACCCAGAGAUUCUACCCAGUGAAACUCCCACAGCCACGCAGGUAGACGGGGCUGACCUGGCCUCGCCAAUGUCUCCUCGAACUAGCAAAAGCCGCAUGUCCAUGAAGCUGCGUCGUUCCUCCGGCUCAGCCAAUAAAUCCUAAGGAGACAGCAGCCCAGGAGUGACCAGCAGUAGUAGCCACCUUAGCACGAACACAGUGUUAACCCUCUCAGGCCCUCGUGUCUGCCAUAGCACGCAUGCUCCUUCCUGUACAUUUGAGAAAACACUGGAUUUAAAUAAUUUGUAACUUAAUAUUUUAAUGUGGAUUAUUUAUUUUUGUUUCCCCCCACACUCCAAGCUGCCAUAUUUUGAUGGUGUGGAGUUUUAUUCUACAUUCUUUACCUUCCUAGAUAAUUAUGUGUCAGUAGUUUUACCUUAACUUCAUGAUAAACUUUGAGUUAAAAUAUAAUUGGACAGUAGUCUAUUUAUUGUUUCCCAUUGCAACUUUGUCUCAAUAAAUAUAUCAAUUUUGUUUUUACAAAUGUAAGGUUUUAAGUUUAAGCAUUUGUAAAGUUAUGGCAAAAGUUACAAAUCUGUUAAUACACAGAAUGUGUACAGAUUAUUUAUGUUAUGAGAAUAAAACACUCAAAGUAAAUGGACUUUUAGCAUCUCGAAUUCCUUGGAAAUAAUUUUAGCAUUAACAAUUUCCUCCCAAGGCAGUGUCUCAUUUGUUGGCUGAGCAGCUAAUGUUGUGACAUACCCAUUAACAGAACAAUCACUGUGCUGAACUUUGAUUUAUGUUUAGCUUCCGGAUAUUUUUCUAAUAUUUUGCUUUUUUAAGUGGUAUCAUUGUUAAAUGCCAUUUCUGUUUGGAGAUCGUGACCCUUUAUUACGGACUGCUGGGUCCUGGUGUACCUGUAUUAUCAUAAAGUACCAAACAGCAGAGAGGGAGGGAAGAAGGAAAAAACUUUGCUGAAACAAAUUGCUCAAAUUAUGUGUAUUUAGAAAAAGAAAAAGAAAAGGGAACCUGACCCAGGAGUGUAAGGUAAACCUGAUGGUGUUAAAACAGAACUUGCAGGUGCAAGUUGUCCACAUUCCACCCUCCAGAAAUAUUUUCCUAUAGUGGAUAAGCUGCUCACGUUUCAUUUUGAAUGGGCAUCUCCUAAGGAAACGUAUGUAGCAUGACAUGGGUACUAACUGCAUGUGUAAAUACAUCAUACUGGCAACCGUAAAAUAUAAAUUAUGUAUCAUCACUCGUGUAGUAUCUACAAAUUUGUAACAGUGGGGAAAAGAUGACAUGGUAUUUAAUAAUACAAUAAAAAUAUUCUUAUCAC